Molecule: messenger RNA, 4806 nt
Organism: Spea bombifrons (plains spadefoot toad)
Lineage: Eukaryota; Metazoa; Chordata; Amphibia; Anura; Pelobatidae
Gene: SLITRK3
Product: SLIT and NTRK like family member 3
Exons: 2
Coding region: 765-3419 (884 amino acids)
Biological process (GO): axonogenesis; positive regulation of synapse assembly; regulation of presynapse assembly
Cellular component (GO): GABA-ergic synapse; postsynaptic density membrane
Molecular function (GO): protein binding
Source: RefSeq, a predicted model, not a curated record
GUAAAUAUGAAAAUGACAAGGUAAUCAGUUGUAAAUAAUACAACAAAUUGUAUGAUUGUAAGAUAUGAUCUAACCCUUCCUAGCAACAAUCGAAGGGAUGGGGACAAAGUGAGGAAUCGAAGCGAGACAGGUGAAGACAGGGAGACAGAGAGAGAGAAACAGUGUGAAGAUUCUUGACUAUGAUCGAGGCUCCCAAUUAUCUGCUGUCAGCUAGGGAGGGAAGAAUUGGGGAGAGAAAGAAGAGAGAGACAACCACAAAAUGGGUAGAACUAAAAGAGAGGAUGAAAGAGAAUAAAUAGAAGGCAGACAAUUGAAGCAGUAUUGUGAAGAUUGUUGGAUUUGUGUCAAAUUUCCAAUGAUCUGUUGCCUACGAAUGAGGGGAGGAGGAUAGAGGGGUGAGGAAAAGAAAGAGGGAGAGGGGAAGACGAAAAGCGAGGGCGAGCGAGAAAGACCUCAGCAGGCAGUGUUGGACAGAGAGGCUGCAGAUUCCUCUCUGGCUCCAUUGAGCAUACUGAGUGGCAGAUCUGCAUGUUGAAGCAGCCCAUUGAAACACAGAGCAGCUCACAGCACACUGCACAUUGCAUAUUCACAGCACGUCCCUAGCUUUUUUUUUUUCUUUUUGCCUCAGCCUCUGUAGGAACAGAUAGGAAAAAGAAAGACAGAGAGAGAGAGAGGGAGAACCAGCAAUCCUUAAACUCAGCCUUUUUUCUCCUUACGGAUGUGCUAAAUAUUCUCCUUCAUACUGCUUUGCUAAUCAAUUAGCAAUGAAACCAUCUCCAGCAGAAAGUCGUCUUAAAGGACGGAUGUCGUGGAUACUUCUUCUAAGCACAAUUGCUCUUGCAUGGACUACGCCAAUUCCCUUGAUUGAGGAUUCAGAGGAAAUAGACGAGCCCUGCUUUGAUCCUUGCUACUGUGAAGUAAAGGAAAGCCUUUUCCACAUUUAUUGUGACAAUAAAGGAUUUACAAAUAUUAGCCAGAUCACCGAAUCCUGGUCAAGACCUUUUAAACUAUAUCUUCAAAGAAAUUUGAUGAGAAAAUUGUACACCAACAGUUUUCUCCACUUGAACAAUGCUGUGUCUAUUAAUCUUGGAAAUAACGCAUUGCAAGACAUUCAGGCAGGAGCCUUUAAUAGUAUGAAAGUUUUGAAGAGGUUGUACUUGCAUGAGAACAAAUUGGACAUCUUUAGAAAUGAUACAUUUAUGGGGUUAGAAAGCUUGGAAUACUUGCAAGCAGAUUAUAAUGUUAUUAAAAAGAUUGAGAGUGGGGCCUUCAGAAAUUUGAAUAAAUUGAGGGUAUUAAUCUUAAAUGAUAAUCAUAUCCCUUUACUUCCAACAAAUUUAUUCAAGUCUGUGUCUUUAACACAUUUGGACUUACGUGGGAACCGGCUAAAGGUCCUUUCUUACAGAGGUAUGCUAGACCAUAUUGGAAGGAGCAUUAUGGAGAUUCAGCUGGCUGAGAAUCCUUGGAACUGCACCUGUGAGAUAGUGCAGUUAAAGAGCUGGCUGGAACGGAUACCAUAUACUGUUCUGGUAGGAGAUAUAACAUGUGAAAGUCCCUUUCACUUUCAUGGCAAAGAUCUACGAGAUAUUAAACGCAGUAAACUCUGUCCCUUAUUGUCAGAAAGUGAAGUCGAAGCAAGUCUGGGCAUCCCCCAGUUACCAUCCAGCAAAGAAAAUGCUUGGCCGACUAAACCAUCUUCUAUGUUGUCCUCUUUUCAUGUAACUGCUUCAUCUGUGGAAUACAAGACAGCCAAUAAACAGCCAACAACAACCAGACAGCCUAGGGUCCCGAAACCCCCACCUACACCAAGAGGCCUCUACCCCGGCCCAAACCAACCUCCGAUAGCUGGAUACCAGACGAGACCACCUAUUCCAAUUAUAUGUCCCACUGGAUGCUCUUGUAGCUUGCACAUCAAUGACUUGGGAUUGACUGUGAAUUGUAAAGAAAGAGGAUUUCAUAAUAUUUCAGAACUCCUACCGAGACCACUAAAUGCUAAAAAACUCUAUUUGAGUGGAAACCUAAUACAAAAAAUCUACAGGUCUGAUUUUUGGAAUUUUUCAUCUUUGGAUUUGUUACACCUUGGAAAUAAUCGCAUAUCGUACGUUCAGGAUGGGGCCUUUAUUAAUCUCCCAAAUUUAAAAAGUUUGUACCUGAAUGGUAAUGACAUUGAGAGGUUGACACCUGGUAUGUUCAGAGGUUUACAGAGUUUGCAUUAUUUAUAUUUUGAGUAUAACAUGAUAAGGGAAAUCCAACCGGCUGCUUUUAGUCUAAUACCAAAUCUGAAGUUGCUGUUUCUCAAUGACAAUUUGUUGAGAACUCUCCCAACAGAUGCUUUUGCAGGCACUUCUUUGGCCAGGCUUAAUCUUAGAAACAAUCAUUUUCUUUACCUUCCUGUCACAGGAGUAUUGGAGCACCUUAAUGCUAUUGUGCAGAUUGAUCUGAAGCAGAACCCAUGGGAAUGUACCUGUGAUAUUGUUCCUUUAAAACAGUGGAUAGACACAAUUAGCUCUGUCAUUGUAGUCGGGGAAGUUUUGUGCAGAAGCCCAGAAAAUCUUACAAACAAGGAUCUAAAGUCAAUUGAAAUGGAUGUUUUAUGUCCAGAAAUGAUGCAUGCUGCAGCACCUUCACCUGUUCUGCCUGGAAACAUGGUGCCCACAAGUUCUUCUGUAUUUGAAUUUACCACACCAGGGGGUGCCAUUCCACUGUCUGUCCUUAUUCUCAGUCUUUUAAUCCUGUUUUUCUCUGCUGUUUUUGUGGCUGCAGGCCUUUUUGCCUUUGUGCUGAGAAGGCGUAAGAAACUGCCUUUCAGAAAGAGACAAGAGGUGGAUUUGACUGGCAUUCAGAUGCAGUGCAGAAUCUUUGAGGACAGACCAAACAGCUCCCCUGAGAAGGCUGCCGGUCAUGUUUAUGAUUACAUCCCACAUCCUGUAACCCAAAUGUGUAACAAUCCUAUCUACAAACCUAGAGAGGAAGAAAUGGGGGCAGAAUUUGCAGAGACAAAAGAGAAUAACACGAACUAUAGGACUUUAAUAGAAAAAGAGAAAGAGUGGACAAUGGCAGUGUCAAACUCUCAACUAAACACAAUAGUUACUGUUAACCAGUCGGGGGAAGUACCAAGCUUCCAUGAAAAUGGAGUACUCUUCCCUGGUGUGAUGGACAGAGAAAGGCCAUCUCCUACAGUAGGGUUUGUGGACUGUUUGUAUGGCACAGUGCCCAAAUUAAAGGAACUGCAUGUACACCCCCCAGGCAUGCAAUACCCGGACUUACAACAGGAUGCCAGACUAAAAGAAACCCUUCUUUUCUCUGCUGGAAAGGGGUUCUCAGACCAAACCCAAAGUGAAUACCUCGAGUUAAGGGCCAAACUCCAAACCAAGCCGGAUUACCUCGAAGUCCUGGAAAAAAACACUUAUAGGUUCUAAUAUUGGAUCAUUUCAUAGUGCCCAAAAACGCAUGAUUCAAGAUGAUACCGUUGUGCUCCCCAAAUUGUUUUGGAGGAAAGGGCCAUACUCUAAAUAUAAUUAAUUGAAGUGCCUUCGCAGACUUUUGCCAGCAAAGUUAUCAAUCAUUAUUUUUUAUAUAGGAAUCUAAGAAACUUUACUGUGCCAUGUAAGGUAUAGGGGUAUUUGUACUGAACCUGAUAAAUGAUUCCACAUGUUGUUUUUUGGCAGUAACUAAAAUCUUUUCACUAGGGGGAAUAGAAUUGGUAUUGUGGCUUCCUUAUACAAAGCAACGCCCAUGGCACAGUUCCUGUAUAUUGAUGCAGUUUGCUGCAUGCCUAAAAACUGCAGGGGAGGGUAAUGCUCGAAUGUUCUCACCCAAACCACUAAUGACCCAUCUGUGUUUCUUUUCUCUGCAAUACAACUACCAAAACCCUGGAGUUACUGCAACGCUUUCUUGUUCAAUGUUUAUUUGAUUUACCCCAUUUUCCAAUGCAGAAAACCAAUCAAUGUACACAAGACAGCUAGGGAUCAACAUCUUUGUGAAUUCAUGAUGACGCCAAGAUUUUCUGCAGCUCACUGCACUUUCUUUAGAAAUGCUACUGGGUAUGUAUCACUAACAGCUUUGUAGGAAGCACUUUUAAUGUCUUCUCUCACCCCUCUUUGAGUCCUAAGCCUACCCCAUACACCAAGAUUUUUACAAAAUGUGCAUAUAUUUAUUCUGUAAUUUCAGUGAAUAUUAAUUGUAAAGGUAAUGUUUAAUCAAUGUAUAGUGAUUAUGCGUCUGGUAUAGCUUUCCUAAUAAAAUAAUUUAAAAUGGUACCUACAUAUACAAAUAUAUACAAAAAGGCUUGAUGAUCAGAUUUAGCUAUUCCCUGUAUAAUUUACAUUCAUCAGUCAGACUGAGCAGCAUUACUAAUUUACUGAAAUCAGGUCACCGUUAAGAGGUAAAACACUAUGAGAUAAUGUGGCAAGUUUGGAUUAUAGUUUUUCUUUGUUUGGAAAACAGCAGCACUUUAAGCAUUUUUGUAGAUUCCUAAAUAGCAAAUGGGGUUAACAAGAUAAUAGAAUUAUAUCUGUAACGCUGGAUACCAUUGUAACUGAGAGUAAAUUAGUUAAUAAUUUAUCAAGACAAAGCCACAUAAUUUAUCUAGUGCAAAAAUCGCUAUCGUAUUUCAAUCUAUUAGCAAGGAAUCACUAUAUUUUUCCUAUUAUAGUUUAUUAGACAUAAAAGUUAAAUGUAUAAAUAUUUUAACUGGUAAUAUAUAUAUAUCUGUAUAUUGAGAUAUCCCACUCUUAUAAGCUAAAUUUUUUUUUUCUAUAUUGAUAAAUAAAGGCAUGAGAAACCCAAAACGAAUCCAAAGAAUAA